Messenger RNA from Triticum turgidum subsp. durum (durum wheat), 2421 nucleotides. The record is from the annotation of a GenBank genome assembly. NCBI's taxonomy places the organism in Eukaryota, Viridiplantae, Streptophyta, Magnoliopsida, Poales, Poaceae.
AUGGCGGCCACGAGAGGAGGUGCCUACACCUUCGCAACCUCCAUCUCACUCCUCCUGCUCAUCCCCGUUGCUCUCGCAAAGGAUCACACCCAUGUCACCAGCACCAGCUACCUCGUCAGAGGUUCCUCGGUGUCCAUCCAGGACGGCACCAGGGCCACCACCAUGACCAUCCUGGCGUCGCCCAAUGGCGUCUUCGCCUGCGGCUUCUACAGGGUGGCCACCAACGCCUACACCUUCUCCAUCUGGUUCCGCGGCUCGGCGGCGCCCAAGACCGUCUCGUCGACGGCCAACCGCGACGCGCCGGUGAACGGCAGGGGGUCCAGGCUCGCCUUCCGGAAAGACGGAGCACUGGCCCUGCUCGACUACAAUGGCGCGGCCGUAUGGAGCACCAACACGACCGCGACCCGUGCCAGCCGUGCCGAGCUCCUCGACAGCGGCGACCUCGUCGUCGUGGACGCGGACGGCCGGCGCCUCUGGGGGAGCUUCGACUCGCCCACCGACACGCUUCUGCCGUCGCAGCCGAUGACUCGGCACACAAAACUGGUGUCUGCAUCUGCCAGGGGUUUGCUCUACUCAGGGUUGUAUGCAUUCUACUUUGACAAUGACAACCAGCUCAAGCUCAUCUACAACGGCCCUGAGGUCAGUAGCGUAUAUUGGCCUGACCCUUUCACCACCCCGCUUGUGAAUCACAGGACUACUUACAACAGUAGCCAGUAUGGGGUUCUUGAGCAGAGAGGCCGGUUUGCCGCGAGCGACAACUUCAAGUUUGAAGCUUCUGAUCUCGGUGAUAAUGUCAUGAGGAGGUUGACUCUGGAUUACGAUGGCAACCUUAGGCUCUACAGCCUGAACGCGACAACCGGCAGCUGGUCAGUCUCUUGGAUGGUAUUCCGCGGAGUCUGCAAUAUUCAUGGACUCUGCGGCAAAAACAGCCUCUGCAAGUACAUACCCAAGCUCCAGUGCUCUUGCCUCAGAGGCUUUGAGGUGGUCGAUGCAAGCGACUGGAGCAAAGGGUGCAGGCGCAAGGCAAACCUCAGGGCCACCCAGGAUUUCUCAUUCAGAAAGGUCGCGGGAGCAGAUUUCAGUGGGUAUGACUUGCUCUACUGGGAGCGGGUGACAAUUCGGAACUGCAAAGAUUUGUGCCUGGACAAUGCUAAUUGCCAAGCCUUUGGUUACCGGCAGGGAGAAGGAAAAUGUUUCACAAAGGUCUAUCUUUUUAACGGCAAGAACUUUCCAAACCCUCACACUGACAUUUAUCUCAAAGUUCCCAGGGGAGUGUUGUCUUCAUCAGAAUUGGCUUCUACGGUAACCCAUGAAUGCAAAGUUCAUCAAAAGGAGGCCAACACUUCAUCGCUAAUGUUCCAGGAUGGCUCUUCUAACUUCAAGUUUGGCUACUUCCUUUCUUCUGCAUUGACACUGCUUUUCAUUGAAGUUAUAUUAAUCAUCGCCGGCUGUUGGGUUGUUCACAAAUGGGAGGGAAGACCAGAGAUUGUAGAUGAAGGUUACACGAUAAUUUCCAGCCAGUUCCGAAUAUUUAGCUACAGGGAGUUACAGAAGGCAACCAAUUGCUUCCAAGAAGAGCUAGGAAGCGGUGGAUCAGGAGCAGUUUACAAGGGAGUCCUCGAUGAUGAAAGGAAGGUCACAGUGAAGAAGCUAAACGAUGUGAUCCAAGGAGAGCAGGAGUUCAGGUCUGAGCUAAGUGUCAUAGGCAGAAUCUAUCAUAUGAAUCUCGUCAGAAUUUGGGGGUUUUGUGUCGAGAAGACACACAAGCUCUUGGUUUCAGAGUUCAUUGAGAAUGGUUCUUUGGCCGCGGUUCUUUUUGAUCACCAGAGUGAUUCUCCUGUGCUCCAAUGGGGCCAAAGGUACAAUAUUGCACUUGGGGUGGCAAAAGGAUUGGCCUAUCUCCAUCAUGAGUGUCUUGAAUGGAUUGUGCACUGCGAUGUCAAGCCAGAGAACAUAUUGUUAGAUAGAGAGUUUCAGCCCAAGAUUGCAGAUUUUGGACUGAUGAAGCUACAACAGCGAGGAUCAGGCGCACAUAUGUUGUCAAAAGUGCAUGGGACUAGAGGCUACAUUGCACCAGAAUGGGCUCUAAAUCUUCCAAUCAAUGGGAAGGCCGAUGUUUACAGCUACGGCGUAGUGCUUCUUGAGUUAGUGAAGGGGGUUCGUCUUUCCAGAUGGGUGGCUGAGGGCGAGGAGGAGGUUGAAAUGGCUGGUAUAUGCUCUAUUGAAAUCCUUAAAGAAAAACUAGCAGGCGAAGACCAGUCAUGGCUUCUGGAGUUUGUUGACCACAGAUUGGAUGGAGAAUUCAACCAGUCAGAAGCUACAGUAAUGCUUAAGAUAGCAAUAUCAUGUGUGCAACAGGACAGGAGCAGAAGACCAAGCAUGAGCCACGUGGUCGAAACUUUGCUUUCACUUGUGGAGUAA